GCAACAUGGCGGCGCAGCGGGGCCAGCCGAGGGCACUGCCACACCUUUCGAAGAGGCCGUCGCCAUGACAGGGGUGGGCCGCUUCCAUUACGUGCUGGUGACUGUCUGCGGCUUCUGCCUCAUCUCCAUGAUUUUCGAGUCUCUGGCGGCGGCCUACGUCACUCCGGCGGCCCAGUGCGACUUCGACAUGACGUCAUUCGAAAAGGGCUUCCUCAGCGGAACCAUCUACGUGGGCAUGAUCGUGAGCUCGCACCUGUGGGGCUUCGUGGCGGACACGCGCGGCCGCCGGCAGGUGCUGCUGGUGACCCUCGCCCUCAACUUCCUGUGCUCUGUGGCGGCCGCCCUCAUGCCCACGCUGCCCCUCCUCAUAUUCUUCAGGUUCCUCAACGGCGUCUGGAUCUGCGGGCCGUCUGCCGUGACGUACGCCUACCUGGGGGAGUUCCACUCGGACAAGACGCGCACCCAGGCCAUCGUCUACGUCUGCAUCUUCCUCUCCAUGGCGCUCCUCGUUGAACCAGGACUGGCUUGGGCAGUGAUUCCUCAGCCUUGGGCAGCCCCACUGCCGUGGAUCACGAUGCGGUCCUGGAGGGUUUUCCUGAUCCUGGGCGCUGUUCCCAGCGCCGCCACCUUCCUGGGGCUGUGGCUGUUGCUGCCGGAAAGCCCCAAGUUCCUGCUCGCUGUCGGCAGGCACGACGAGGCUCUCGGCGUCCUGCGCAAGAUGUUCGCCACCAACAGCGGUCUCCCACCGGAGAAGUACCCAGUGGCGGCCCUGCAGGGGGACGCGCUGACGUCAUCACCAGUGGGCGUCAACACCAAGUCUCCGCUGGCGAUCGCUCGCCACAUGUGGAGGCAGACGGUCCCGCUGUUCAAGCCGCCAUACCUGCUGUACACCGUCGUCGCCUGCUUCAUUCAGUUCGGGCUCUACGCCAGUUCCAACGGCUUCCUCAUCUGGCUGCCAGAGUUGCUGAACCGCAUGGGCCAGUACGGUGAGGCCUACCCCAACCACCCUGCCACUGUGUGUGACGUCAUCGCCGUGCUGGCGGGCCAGCUGCCACCACCAGUCACUGUGGAACUGCUCCAGGCCAACUACUCCAGUGUGAUGGAGAGCUACACAGCAGCUGAGGAUGUGAUAGCCAGCAACUGGACAGUAGAGCUCCUGAGCGCAGAGCCUGGAGCCAGCUGGACGACCACCGUGCCGGACGCGAUGGUGAGCAACGUGACCAGCUGGGUCGGGGACGUCACCACUGGGGCUGCUUCCCUGGAACUGCCUCCAGCACUGGAGGUGUGCGUCGCCACAGUGAACCCAGUGAGCUUCGAGAAUACGCUCAUCACGGGCGCGGGCUUUGCUGUCGGCUACAUCGCCAUCAGCCCCAUUAUCAAAGUCGUCAGCAAGAAGACCAUCCUCGCGGUGUGCCUGACGGUGUCCGGGGCGUGCGGUGUGGCCGUACUGUGGGCGCAGACCGACCUGGAGGUGCUGCUGCUGCCGAUGGCCUUCAUCGUGCUCUCCGGGAUGUGCGUGUCCGUCGUCAACGUCGUCGUCGUCGAUACCGUCCCCACCUAUCUCAGAGCCAUGGCGGUGUGCCUUUCACUGUGUUUCGGCCGCCUGGGCACCUUCAUCACAUCACUCAUGUUGGGUGCCCUCAUAGACUCCAACUGCGUCCUCGCCAUCGCCAUCCUUGGAGGAUACGUUGUUGGUAUGUAG
Messenger RNA from Schistocerca cancellata (South American locust), 1702 nucleotides. RefSeq names its product synaptic vesicle glycoprotein 2A-like. NCBI's taxonomy places the organism in Eukaryota, Metazoa, Arthropoda, Insecta, Orthoptera, Acrididae. The transcript has 10 exons. Gene Ontology annotation, molecular function: transmembrane transporter activity. Gene Ontology annotation, biological process: transmembrane transport. The record is from RefSeq and is a predicted model, not a curated record. Bases 65 to 1702 code for a protein of 545 amino acids.